Molecule: messenger RNA, 2789 nt
Organism: Anoplopoma fimbria (sablefish)
Lineage: Eukaryota; Metazoa; Chordata; Actinopteri; Perciformes; Anoplopomatidae
Gene: prkx
Product: protein kinase X-linked
Exons: 8
Coding region: 336-1421 (361 amino acids)
Biological process (GO): protein phosphorylation
Molecular function (GO): protein serine/threonine kinase activity; ATP binding
Source: RefSeq, a predicted model, not a curated record
GCCCGGCCGCCUCCGCCGUGUCGCUUCCUGGUUGGCGUGGCCGCGGAGAAAGGGUGAGCGCGGCGGAGUGAGGCGGCAGAGUGAGGCGUGCAGGGUGAGACCGCAGGGUGAGAGCGCAGAGUGAGAGGCAGAGUGAGAGGCUGAGCAGCAGAGGACAGAGGACAGAGGACAGGCAGCAUGCAGGCCGGCUGGUAGCGCCGGAGCGUCCGCUGCAGCUAGCUGUUAGCCGCUCACGCCGCUAGCGCGUCGCGCAUGCGCAGCUGUCGCUCUGCUUCUUUGUCUCCCUCAGAAGACGCUCUGACGUCACGCGGACAUGUCCCACUAGCGGAGGCGACAUGGCGUCCAGAGCGCAGGCGGGAGGACACGACGCGCAGGCCCCGAGGGACGGCAGCGGCGCGGCGGCCGGGGGCGGCAGCGGCAGCAGCAGCGGCAGCGGUAGCGGCAGCGGCAGCGGCAGCGGCAGAGGCGGCAGCUUCCGCCUGGAGGAGCUGGACACCGUGGCCACCGUGGGUACGGGCACCUUCGGCCGAGUCUUCCUGGUGAAGGACCAGAAGAGCCGGGCCUUCUUCGCCCUGAAGCAGAUGAAGAUCCCCGACGUGAUCCGACUGAAGCAGGAGCAGCACGUCCACAACGAGAAGGAGGUGCUGUCCGAGGUCAACCACCCCUUCCUCAUCCGACUGUUCUGGACGCACCACGACGAGCGCUUCCUCUACAUGCUGAUGGACUACGUGCCGGGCGGCGAGCUCUUCAGCUACCUGCGCAGCCGCGGGCGCUUCAGCAACGCCACGGGCCUCUUCUACACCUCGGAGAUCGUGUGCGCCAUCGAGUACCUGCACUCCAAAGAGGUGGUGUACCGGGACCUGAAGCCGGAGAACAUCCUGCUGGACAGCGAAGGACACAUCCGCCUCACCGACUUCGGCUUCGCUAAGAAGCUCUCCGACAGGACCUGGACCCUGUGCGGCACCCCCGAGUACCUGGCCCCCGAGGUCAUCCAGAGCAAAGGUCACGGCCGGGCGGUGGACUGGUGGGCUCUGGGCAUCCUCAUCUUCGAGAUGCUGGCUGGGUAUCCGCCGUUCUAUGAUGACAACCCGUUUGGAAUCUACCAGAAGAUUCUAGCUGGAAAACUUGAAUUCCCACGCCAUCUGGACUUCUACGUCAAAGAUCUCAUCAAGAAGUUCCUGGUCAUCGACCGAGCCCGGCGGCUCGGAAACAUGAAGAACGGAGCAGAUGAUGUGAAGAAGCAUCGGUGGUUCAAGGUGAUUGACUGGGAGGCCGUUCCUUUGAGGAAGCUGAAGCCUCCCAUCGUUCCUAAAGUGUCCCACGAGGGAGACACCUCCAACUUUGACGUUUACCCCGAGGACGACUGGAAGAAAGACCCUCCUGUGCCUCAGAAGGACCUGGAGAUCUUCAAGAACUUCUGAUCCCUGAGCCGGCGUUAUUUAUUGACGGAAUAUCCUGAGAAUUGACACGACGUGAUGAGUAGUAACUGUUCCAGCGGCUGUCAUGGAGAACAUCUUAUUUAUCAGAGCGCUGGAGCCUCAUCGAUCCAUAACUACGGCCUCCCUGAAGACAAACUUCAAAUAGAAGCCGUGACAUGUACGAUACCACACAGAUGAUUUGCUUUUUAUAUUUUUAUUUAUCUGACUCGUGUCAAACCUUUUGCUGGUUUCAUUUUUUUUAUCACAGUUUUUUCUCUGAGCCUGCUCAUAUGCAAAAAAAAGAAAAAAAAAAAGUGUUUCCUUUGAAACCAAAAGACUCUUACUUUCUAGGUUUUAAAAAAAACGAGAAUAAUCAGGUCUCUUUUUAUAUUAUUCUGUUUUAUAUGUUAUCUCUUUUUAAAGAAACGAUCAUGCAGUCAUAUUUAAUGUGACUCCAGACCGGUGCUGUACCCGUCAGCUGGUUUACACUCAUUGUUCUGUAUCCGUCAGGAGUCCGACUCUUUCUCUGUAAAGCAUAGCACUUGUAAAGAGGUGCCUUACACCGUUAGAUGGGCAUGAUGUCUCCUGUUACAUAGAGCUCAAUAUGCAUAAUGCUGGUUAUCAUCUCCGUACAUGUCUCCUCCUGUAAACAGCUUUACUCAGCCAAAGGACUGUGUCAUUAGCCUACAGUCACAGCUGCUCCACACGGGAACUACAGACUCUCCCAUGGUACUCUCUGCUCACUCAUCUUCAUCAUCCUCAUCCUCAUUAUCAUAGCUGUCGUGCUUCUAAAGCCCCGCCCUGUGAGGUGAGCCCUGUCACUCUUCUCAGCUUCACUACAGUGUUCAGCAGCGUCUCACUUUACCUGCAGAAUUCUUCCUUUGCUGUUUUUGGGACAAUAUUGGCCUUUAAAAAACAAACUUCAUAUGAUUUUUGUUCAAUGCCAUUAAAAUCCAAGUGACCAUGUGAUUUCUGUGCCUCACCCUUCAUUACAACUAAAAGGUCCUCAUUGGUGCUCAGACCUAAAGAGCUGCAGGUACCUGGAUACCUGGGUGAAAGUCCUGUGUUUGUUCUUCUCACGUGGACCUUCUCGCUCUUUAUGCCACGUCAGCUGACUUCCACAAUACACAAUGACUGUAGUAACAUGCAUUAAACACAAGAAAGUACUCCAAAGUGUGAGAAGAUGCUUUGGGUUCAUGUUACCUUUACUUCCUGUGCUGUGGUCUGUGUAGAGGAGGUGUUAGACAAGGAUGCCUGUUGUACAUCCACAGGUUUGAAGGGUAAACUAGAUUUAUGCCCUUUGUUUUGACUGGUAGAACUUUAAAACUAGCGGGGGGGCGGUCUCACGUUUCAAAUUGACCCUUCACUUAG